UUGAGAUAUUUGAAGAUGGCUAUCAUAUCUCCUCUCAGUCUCCUCUUUUCCAGGCUAAACAUACCCAGCUCCUUCAAGCGCUCCCCGUAAGGCUUAGUAUCCAGAAGGAAGUAGCAAGCGAAAUCCUGUGAGGGAGAGACAUGCCUGAUUUCUGCUCAUAUCCAAGGCUGUGGCUUUGGGUGAAGCGAGACCCUUAAGGGGUGCUAAUGCUGUGAACCCCUCCAUUGUAGACUCAAGUUGUAUAUAUUUGUAAAUAAACCAUAUGUCAUAAACUCACUGUAGCCUCCGCUGUCCCUCAUUCCGGAGGAAACACAAACCCUGCGUAAGCACCUGGAAUCUCACCCCGCUCAGAUAUUGGGGUGGCGUGAAGCAAUAUUUAUCACCGGGUGUACUUACUGCGUUUCAUUUUUCUGUUGACUGGACACUUCAUAAUCUCCCAACUGCCUAUCUACCUAUUUACCUACAACUCAGGAUAACACUUCACGCACGUGAUAAAGUAGUCUCUAGUCUGCAAAAGCUUCGACAUAUGAUAUACAGUGGUACCUCAGGUUACAGAUGCUUCAGGUUAGAUACUCCGCUAACCCAGAAAUAGUACCUUCUUUGCUUCAGGAUGAGAACAUCCUGAAUGAUGAGUGUGGCGUCAGCGGGAGGCCCCAUUAGCUAAAGUGGUGCUUCAGGUUAAGAACAGUUAAUAACGGACCUCCAGAACGAAUUAAGUUCUUAACCCGAGGUACCACUGUACUAAACUUGCUAGGUUCCCCUGCAUGCUACAGACAAGCUUUUGGAGUUACGGGUUUGUUGCUGUUGUGUUUUAAACCGUAUUUGCCACCUUGACCUGCUUGGAGGGAAGAAACCACAUGCCAGAAACCAAAUAGGGAAUGCAGUAAAAGCAGCACCCGGACCUUGAGAUUACGAGUCUCUGCUGCUUACAUCGCGUUGCUCCUGCUCUCGACGGCUCAGAUUUCUCUGAAUACAUAGGAAGACGAGCUCGUUCUCAAGGGCUUCUGCUGCCUCCGCUUAUGUGAGGCAUCUCUGGCAAGGCAGCGGCAUUGUGAGGCGAGCACCUGCUGCCAUGGCAACCAACACCGCUGAAGCGACAGGGACGGCUUGGCCUGUGCCAGAGAAGAGCCUGUUUGGAGGACUUCACCGUCCGCUUGGGUGAGGCAAGAGACACAGGCCUCCCAUGCCCUCCUGGAAGGCUGGACCCGAGGCCUGUGCCCUUAACAUUGCCCUAGAGAUCUCAGCCUUAUUGGACCCAGCAGCAACAGCCCCUCCGCCACAACCAUGGGGCCCCCUGCCCACUUGGUCACAGGCCUGGUAGGUGCUGAGAAAUGGCACAGGGACACCCAUGCCACCGUUCACGAAACCUCCAAGCUGACGCAGCGCUGCGCGAAGGAUGCCCUCGACCUCUGGUGUCCGCUCCGAGCCCCAGGCCAGCCUGAGGAAACGCCGUAUGAGAAAAAGACCAAGAUCGACUCUUGGAAAUUCAAGGUCGAUGUCCAUCCAACUGGAGAGGUGACAAGCAAGCCACCGGAGGGUCCGGGGGUGACCCUGUGGAGGAGCAAAAUCAAACCCCCUCCUUGGGUGUGCAAGAUGGCCUUGCCCUGCUGCCGAGACUACGCCACCCUCAAGAACAACGAGUAUGUGGCCCAGUACGUCAGGGAUACACGGCUGGUGGUGAGCCGCCUGCGGCAGGCUCUCCUGGAGAUCAACGACCAGUUCAAGAUGCUGCUGCGUUGGAGAUUACAGCUGGACUCCACACUGGAUCAAAUCCGCCAGGGCCUCGUUACCAACAAACAGAGCCAGGCCAUUCGGGAGCACCGGCCGGAAGUAGAGAAGGUACCUGACAAGGUAGAUGCACUGAUGAAAUGGGAGAAGGAUGAGUUUCUGAAACAGAAAGCCAAGCUGGAAGGGAUGAUGGCGAUGUCAGAAGAUCAUAUGAAGGCACUGGGCACAUGUCGGCAAACUCUGAACAUGCUGUGCAAUGAACGGGGCCGCGUUCUGGACCUGGUGCCACAACCUUUCCGCAUGGUUCUCCUAGGGGCUGGGCGUGAUUCCUGGCUUGGGCUGAGCCGUCCCUCAUCCCCCUGGGUGGAGCGUAACGAGACACCCAUCCCUAACCCCAUUGCAGCCUUCACACCAGAGUGUGCUGCAGCUUUAGAGGAUGCCCGGCGCCUCACCUCUCUUACCAAGGAUGUGCUCCAACAGAUGCAAAAGGCCAUCAAUGAAGCGCAAGACACCCGCAAUACAGCCCACACCACCAUUGAAAACAGCCUGCAGGGCAAGAGGGAUGAGACUCUCUGUCAUAAGGAACGGCUUGACAUUACUCUGGCAGGAACUCGCAGCACCCUGCAUCGCUGCCAGCGUUUCCAGCAUGAGAUGCGUGUUACCCGGGGCAUGGCCUUGGGUCCUGAAAGUAGCAAGUACCUGGAGACACGGGAGAAGCUGACACGGCCAGUGGUGCAGGUGUACCAAAGACAUGUAGGAACACAGCUGCCUGAAGCUGCAAUCCUCAACCAGUCCACGGCACAGUUAGAUCGCUCUAUAGUAGAAACAGGGGAGAACAUUGAUCAGCUCAAAGCCACCCGGCGUUACCUGCGCAACUGCAUUCACGACAAGCAGACGGGCUACCAUGUGGAUGGCAGUAUUAAACGGCUGCGGCAGCGCCGCAUGCUUCCACGCACUAACAUGAAUGAGGUUCUUGACUUGGUCUACAGCUAAGGAGCAGAGCAAAUGCAUGGAGAGAUCAUACAAAUAAAGAGCUGAACAUGCUAGAAAGGCCCAGUAUAAUUUCCUCCCAACUGGGGAUGAGGGGAAAUAUAUGCCUGGCUGCAGUCACACAAUAGAGAAUCUAAUACAGCAUUUUAAAGCUCAAUCAUUAUAUAUACAUAUAUAGAAAAUGCAAUCCCAAGUUUUUAGAGGGGAGCAUGAUUUCAUGAAUGACAAGAAUAAGUACUUUUCUAUUUGAGAAUCGAAUCAGUAAAUCCAAAUCUGUCACUAAUAAACUUUAUGUGUUAAAUAUUAAAUAUACGGUCAAUGCUGGA
This is a messenger RNA of Podarcis muralis (Common wall lizard), 3044 nucleotides long. RefSeq names its product tektin like 1 (gene TEKTL1). The record is from RefSeq and is a predicted model, not a curated record. NCBI's taxonomy places the organism in Eukaryota, Metazoa, Chordata, Lepidosauria, Squamata, Lacertidae.